AAUUUCUAUUGGUCUGGAUGAAUAAAUCUUUUAGAUAUUAUGGGGCGGAGGUAUUAUAUGUUUUCUCUUAUAAAUUUGCUUGUUUGAAGCAGUAUUCAUUAUCAAUGUUUGCUUUGGGGAAGGAAGACAAAAAUUAAGGUUUAUUAAUCAUGAAGAAGGUGAUUGCAAUUCUUUUUCUUCUUGGAUUGGCAUGUUUGCACCUUCAAGUUGAUGGUGGAAGGCUUGGUCUUGAGCAAAUUAGAUCAGAAAAUAUUGAUAAUCAGCUUCAGUCCAAUGCUCCAGUUGCUUCAACUGAUAUUAAUUCAAAUGAUGAACAUGGGAAAUCAAGCUCUUAUGGGAAUAUUCCAGUGAGAGUAUCAGCACCAGUAGUUGAAGAAGAUAAUGAUAAUUCAAGUAGCAGCAGGUGGGAUAGUGAUGAUGAGACAAACAGCAGCUAUGGGAAUUAUGGCAAUCCUUCUGGAUCAUCAACAGAGACUCAUCAUGUUUAUUCAAGCGAUUGCAAUCCUAAGAAAGGUUGUUGAUUCAUUGUAGUUUGCAGAACUGUAAAUAAAUAAAGAAAGAAAAAGUGGAAGGGUAACUAAUGUGUGCUCCAUAGUCCAUGCUGCUAAGUUAAAAAUCUUUGAGGUAUCUGGCAAAUAGCCUUCCAUUUCUAGCCUUUCAGUCACAAUUUUUCAAGAUCAAGAACAUCCUUCCCUUUGUGCUGCU
This is a messenger RNA of Manihot esculenta (cassava), 705 nucleotides long. RefSeq lists its product as uncharacterized. The transcript is spliced from 2 exons. The coding region runs from base 150 to 521 and encodes 123 amino acids. NCBI's taxonomy places the organism in Eukaryota, Viridiplantae, Streptophyta, Magnoliopsida, Malpighiales, Euphorbiaceae. The record is from RefSeq and is a predicted model, not a curated record.